Lingula anatina is the source of this 2791-nucleotide messenger RNA. RefSeq lists its product as uncharacterized. Gene Ontology annotation, cellular component: plasma membrane. Gene Ontology annotation, biological process: nitrogen compound transport; amino acid transport; sodium ion transmembrane transport. Lineage: Eukaryota; Metazoa; Brachiopoda; Lingulata; Lingulida; Lingulidae. The record is from RefSeq and is a predicted model, not a curated record. Gene Ontology annotation, molecular function: glycine:sodium symporter activity.
UUUUUCGACCCCCCCUGCCCCUCCUGGGACUUCAGCUUGGUCAUAAUGUUAGAUUUGUGGAUAUACAUAUAUAUGUAUAGUUGGGUGUGGACAGGACAAAUAAUUUGCUGUGCUGGCUAUGAAAAAGUUUCAGAGGCAGUGUUGUAAGUGAUAGCAAGGUGAAGUGGUCUUCUUGAGCCCCAAGUACAACAAGUGUGUUGUCAUAUGUAUAUCCACAGGUGUUGUACUCGUAAAUAGCUUCAGCCCAACCCUUGCACAUUCAUUUGGGGAUGUGACAAACAACAGGCUUUCAGAUGCUGCUGAAGGCAGAGAGUGGCUAUUAGUUUCUGGUUUGUGCAACAGCCUGUGACAUGUAUUUAAUUCCCAUGGAGAACAGGUAGAGUGUGAUAUAUAAUGUAUUGAUGGCAAUGUAGCAUACAGGUAUAUUGUGUGGCUGAAAUAUUAAAGAAUGACCAGUGGAUAAAAAGUCAGUUCAGAGAGAUCCAUGGUGAUUUACAUGAGUUAGUUGAAAACGGCAUAAUUUCAAGGCAUUGAUCUUAACAAAACUGCCAGGACACCACCUGAGUUUUAACAAGAACCUAAGGAUAUACUGAUAAAAAAAUGACAGAGCAUGAAAAGAAAGUAACUAUGGACAUGCCAAGGGCAAGGAAAAAAAAGAGAUCUCCUCGUGAGUCAUCUCGGGACAGUCAGAUAUCACAACUGGAGCAGGUGCCCUCUGUAAGCAGAAGAGUUGUUAUGCCAGGGCCUACAGCCAGUCAGAUAUCACAACUGGAGCAGGUGCCCUCAGUGAGCAGAAGAGUUGUUAUCCCAGGGCCUACAGCCAGUCAGGCCCAAAUCAUCAAUGACCCCACCUACACCCACAGAGAAGAUGAUAACAACUAUAUUGGUGAUGUCAGCAUGGACCACCUGGAGAGAAUGGUCUGGUCUCGUAAGCUGGAGUUCAUCCUCUCCUGUCUGGGCUAUGCCGUGGGACUGGGGAACCUGUGGAGGUUCCCGUAUAUGUGUUAUAGGAAUGGAGGAGGUGCUUUUUUCAUCCCCUACCUGAUCAUGUUGUUAUUCUGUGGGUUUCCAUUGUUCUAUCUGGAGAUUUCUCUGGGACAGUUUGCCAGCCUGGGCCCUCUUUCAGUGUGGAAGGUUUCACCUUUAUUUAAAGGUGUUGGUUAUGGCAUAGUCACUGUGUCCUUGAUGGUUAGUAUCUAUUACAACAUGAUCAUAGGAUGGAGCAUCUUCUACCUGUUUGCCUCCAUGCAGGACCCGGUACCUUGGAGCACCUGUGAUAACUGGUGGAACACUGCGGCCUGUACAAUGGAUGGAAGACAGCAUCAGAAUGCAAGCAACAAUUCCACAAUUAUAUUAAAUUCUGUUAUGGGUAAUAUCAGUUUAAAUGACAGCGCUGAUGUCGGUGACACCAUAGUGUCAUUGGACCCUUAUGAGAAUGUGACACAGAAUUUGACAUAUGUAGGAAGGCUGAAGUCAUCAAGUGAAGAGUACUUUUAUAACUAUGUCCUGGGAAUAACUGAUGAUAUCAGUGAUUUUGGAGGUAUGCAGUGGUACAAUGUUGGCUGCCUGUGCCUUGCAUGGCUCUUGGUUUUCUUAGCACUGAGGAAGGGGAUAAAAACUUCUGGAAAGGUUGUCUACUUUACUGCCAUAUUUCCCUAUGUGGUGCUGGUGAUUCUGCUUAUUCGUGGAGUGUCUUUGGAUGGAGCAGUAGAGGGCAUCAAGUUUUUUCUCAUUCCAAAGUGGGAACGUCUGAGACAGGCAAAGGUGUGGAAUGAUGCUGCCAUCCAAGUUUUCUACUCCCUGGGGUCUUGCUUUGGUACCCUGAUAACACUGGCAAGCUACAACAAGUUCCACAACAACUGCUACAAAGAUGCAGUCAUAGUGUGUGUGGGGAAUACCCUGACCAGUGUGUUGGGAGGGGUUGUGAUCUUCUCUAUAUUGGGCUACAUGGCACAUGUGUCAGGGACCACAGUGGACAAAGUGGCACAGGAAGGGUCCGGCCUGGCUUUUGUAGUGUACCCAGAGGUAGUAGCCAAGUUCCCUGUCUCUCCACUCUGGGCAAUACUGUUCUUUAUCAUGCUGCUCACACUGGGGCUGGACUCCCAGUUUGGGAUGAUUGAGACCCUUGUUACUGCUAUUCUAGAGGAAUAUCCAAAACAAUGCCACAAAAGAAAGACAUGGGUUAUACUUGGAGUGUGUAUUGUGAUGUUUAUUUUGGGAUUACCAUUAUGUACCAAGGGAGGGAUGUAUUGGCUUCACCUGAUGGAUCUGAAUGCAGCAGGCUGGUCAGUCCUCAUUCUGGGCCUGUUUGAGUGUCUGGUCAUAGGCUGGGUGUAUGGCUACAAUAGGUUUGCUGAUAACAUACAGAUGAUGAUAGGGAAGAAACCGUCCCUGUACUGGAGGGCACUCUGGCAGUUUGUAACUCCAGUGAUUAUUAUGUUUAUUCUGGUGUUCUCCUGGGUGGACUACAGUCCAGCUUACUAUGACCAGUAUGAGUACCCAUUCUGGGCCAAUCUCCUGGGUGGGGCCAUGACCUGUCUGCCUCUGGUACCUUUACCUGUCUGGAUGCUUUAUGCCAUCUCCAAAACUGAUGGACCAAUAAAGAGACGUAUCCAGCUGCUAACUCAGCCUGCUGCUGACUGGGGCCCAGGACCCAGUAUAGAUGAAGACAUAGUGGCCUUUCUUGUCCCCCAACACCCCCUAUUACCUCCAGCACUCCACCUCCACCCUGACCUUCCAGAGACACCUGUCUGGGGGGAUAGACAACAAGGGCUUUGAGCCUUCACUGGAU